GUGUCACCUGUCUCGCUGUUGUGUGUGAGUGCGUGUGGCCGCUCUGGUGUAGUGCCGUGACUGUUACUCUCCCCAUUGAACUGUUCGUGGGCAUUACCAGUUAGUGUGAGUGUAAACACAUACCUCAGGGCUAAACAUUUAAAAGCAGGCAGCAGGCGGCGGGCGCGGCUCACCAUGGCGUACUCGCGAGUGGUGGCGGCGUGCGCGGAAAGGAAAGAGCUGUGGCAGGACCCUGACUUUCCAGCCACGCAGACCUCCGUUUUCUAUCACCAGACGCCGCCCUUCACGUUCUCCUGGCGCAGACCCAAGGACUUGGUGCAGAAUCCUGUGUUCAUCAGGGAAGACUCGCCCCACUUCGAUAUCGUCCAUGGCAAGCUGGGAGACCGGUGGUUCGGGUCGUGUCUGGGCUGCCUCCACCUCACCAAGGGACUCUUCUACCGCGUCGUGCCCGCCGAUCAGGACUUCGACGCGGAGUCAGGCUACUGCGGAGUCUUCAGGUUCCGCGUGUGGUGGUGCGGGGAGUGGCGCGAGGUGCUGGUGGACGAUCGCCUCCCCACGGUCAACGGCAAGCUGGUGUUUGUCCACUCCCAGUCCUUGUCGCAGUUCUGGCCCGCCCUGCUGGAAAAGGCCUAUGCUAAACUGCACGGCUCCUACGAGGCUCUCAAGUACGGCACCUCGCUGGAUGGCCUCUCAGACUUCACUGGUGGCAUAGCGGAGUCCGUGAGUCUCCGCGCUGACCCUACCACCUGCGGGCGCCUCUUGGCCAAGCUGCUGGACCUCACCUCACUCGUCACUGCCGUGGUCACCAGCAGCCACUCCUCCAAGACGCCCGCAGAGAAACUGGCCAGCGGCAUUGUCUUCGGAAUUAACUACAGGAUAUAUUGCAUCGAGAAGGUGGAGAGCUACAGCGGGGAGCAGGUGACGCUGGUGAGGAUACGCACGCCGCUGGGCACCACCGCGGAGUACCUCGGGGCGUGGGGCAGGGGCUCGCCGGAGUGGGACACGGUGCCGCCUAGGGAGAAAGAGCGACUGAACCUCAAGUACAUGGCAGAUGGGGAGUUCUGGAUGGCGUACAGUGACUUCGUGCGGACGUUCUCCCAUCUGGAAGUGAUUCACCUGGAUGGCGAGACCUCCCGCGACGAGCCCUCCCUCAGACACAAGACGCCGUGGAUCUCGCGCGUGUACCAGGGGGCGUGGCAGCGAGGCGUGACGGCAGGUGGAUGCAGGAAUAACCCAGACACUUUCCACAUCAACCCUCAGCUGCAUCUUAUCCUGAGUGACAUGGAGGAGGUAGUGAUCUCCCUCAACCAGCACUCUGUCAUGGAGCCCAAGGUGGUGGGCUUCACAGCGUAUCCACUCUCCAAGAACGGCCUGGACUCCAUCAGUAAAGCCUUCUUCAAGAAACACAAAAGUCUCGUCAACUCACAGUAUACGAACAGUCGUCAGGUGUGUGAACGAGUACAGCUGGAGCAAGGUGGCUACAUCCUGCUGCCCACUACCUUUGAACCUGGCCAAGAGUCUGCCUUCACCCUCAGAGUGUUCUCCUCCAAGCCUCUCAAGCUCAAACUGGUGGACACUCCCUCUGCCCUUGUCCAGCCAGCAGUGGUUAAGGCACGAGACUCAGUGGAUGCCAAGAGCCUGCAGCAGUAUGAAGCUGUGUUCCUUCAGGUUGCUGAUGAACAUCGCACAGUUAAUGCCUUUGAGUUACAUGAGUUGCUGGAGGCCUGUCUGCCUAAUGACUACAUCAAGAGCUGUGCCAGUCUGGACAUCUGCAGACAAGUGAUCCUUGCACUAGAUAGUUCUUCCACGGGGAGACUGCGCUUCUCUGACUUCAAGGAUCUCAUGGUUAGCCUGAAGUUCUGGCAAAAUGCCUUCAAGACCCACACGAAGGAGCGGACAGGCAUCCUGAAGGCAGAGAGACUGAGGGAUGCACUCGAGGAUGUUGGAUUCCAGUUGAGCACGGAGGUUGUCUCCACUCUAGUCCUGCGCUACAUGAGGAAGGAUGGCACUCUUAGGUUCGGGGAUUAUGUGAGCGCCAUCCUCCACCUCUCUGUUGCCUUCAACAUAUUUGAAAAACGAGACCCUCUUCAGAAUGGAUCAGUGAAAUUUACACUGGGGGAGUGGUUGAAGAAUGCACUUAUGUGCUAAUGCAGACUUUUCCUUCACUGCAUUUCCUUCAUCUUCCCUGAUGGUGCUAGAGACAUGUGGAAGGAUCAGAGCAAUGGCUGAGCACUGAUGUCCCAAGGAAUCCAGGCCUACUUUGCAAGUGACAAGUCCUUUUACUCAAUGAAGUCUGGAAUGUAAAUUAGUUCUGCACAGUUAUCUGUAGCCUGUAAAUAGUUUUCAUAUUGAAUUUUCAUAUAUAUGUAUAGAUUUAGUGUUUGAAUGGAUGAAAGAGUAAUAAAUAGUUGCUGAGCAUUGUGACCCGUACAAUAGUCUUAUAACUGAGAAAAAAUGUUAAUAAUCUUACAGAAAAGUAUUUUAUUUGUUUAUAAAUUGAAAUGCUACUUUUUUAUUGUAAUAGGGAAAACAUGAGAUAUUUUUAUAUAUGUAAAUGUAGAAAUUCUAUCUAUUUUAAAAGUUUUAAUUAAUGUAUAUAUGAACUUGAACAUUUUUCUUAAUAUCUUGUGUAAGUGAUUAUCUUGCAUUUUCAAGCUUCAUGCACAUCAAAUUUUUGAAAACUUUUGUAGUACACACAGCUUUGACAAAGCUGGCAAUAAUGUCUACCAUGUCAAUUACUGUUGUAUUUGUCUUUUGCAUGAAGCUGAUUUGAUUGUUAUCUUUCACCCCAUAAAAAAGCUUGAAUGAAUGCACAAAGUACUAGAUGCUGCUGAUGCAAGGAAAGUGUUUCCAGUACAUUUUUAAGACUGAUGUACCAAUCCUUUAUCCAGCACAUUUUUAUUUUUAAGCAUGAUGUACCAGAGAUAGGCAGAUCCAUCUCUCAUGAGUCAACAUAUAGCAAAUGUUGUUUAAUCUGCAACAUGGUGUAUAUAUGAUGCAAAAUGUGAUGAAAUGUAGAAAACAAGAGCAGUAGAAUCACUGUUCUACAUAUUUUAUGGUAUUAACUGGAAAAUUCUAAUAACCCAGUACUACUAAUUGUCACACAACUACAAGUUUUUUGAGGGCCAGUUAAAAGAAGAAUUGUAUCAAAAGUCUAUGAACAAGUAAGAAAUUCUUUCCUUCUGGCAGAGUUUCAUAACACUAAAACUGUUUGUCUAUACUCUUUACUAUACCAUCAAUCCCUGUCAUAUGGGGCAACCAAGACAAUACAAGCCCUCAUAACAUGCACACACCCAUCCUUUCAAUCACAUCCACGAUUCCCUCACAUCUUGGCUUGUAGGCCUCUGAGAUGAGGGAAGACUUAUCUUUGACCACAUCGUGUGAGGGUCAGUUGUGCAACAUAGCCAGAUCUCUCUGCAUCAGGGCUGACGGCAGAGCUUGUCUUUUUCCUGAUGCACCUCUAUCCCUUUACUUGUAUAAGACUAAUUUCUAUAUUUCCUUUAAUUUUGCAAAAUAUGUAUAAAUGAGCUUUAUUCCCUUAAGAAAGCUUCAAUGUAUGUAUCAUGUAUAAAACAUUUAUUGAUAGGCUAAUAUAUGAUUGAAAUUUUAAAAUACUCAAAAAUUAUAUUUUGUAAAUACUUGUACAUAGAAUUAUAAAAUAAUAAAAAGGUCCGUACAUGUUUUAUAUUGUCAAUUAUAGUAUGAAUCUCAAUAAAGAGUAACAACAGUAA
Scylla paramamosain (green mud crab) is the source of this 3731-nucleotide messenger RNA. RefSeq names its product calpain-C-like (gene CalpC). The record is from RefSeq and is a predicted model, not a curated record. Gene Ontology annotation, biological process: proteolysis. Gene Ontology annotation, molecular function: calcium ion binding; calcium-dependent cysteine-type endopeptidase activity. NCBI's taxonomy places the organism in Eukaryota, Metazoa, Arthropoda, Malacostraca, Decapoda, Portunidae. Gene Ontology annotation, cellular component: cytoplasm.